Molecule: messenger RNA, 3002 nt
Organism: Vigna radiata var. radiata (mung bean)
Lineage: Eukaryota; Viridiplantae; Streptophyta; Magnoliopsida; Fabales; Fabaceae
Exons: 4
Coding region: 798-1349 (183 amino acids)
Biological process (GO): cytokinin biosynthetic process
Source: RefSeq, a predicted model, not a curated record
CUCACAUGACACUUCAAAACUGCUGAACUUCACUUGAGAGUUAAAUAUUGAUUGGUGGGUGACAGUCAUAUAAAUGAAGUGAGAAACUGUAGUUUGUUGGUUGUUGCAAAGCAAGCAAGCACAAUAUUUGAGGGUAUGGAAGAAGAUAAGCAAAGCCUUAGGAGAGGGAGCAGAGUGCAUUUAUUGUGGAGUCAAAUUACAAGAGUAGUAACCAUUAAUAGAAACAAAAAUCUAAUCAUUAAAGUAUCAUUAGUUGUGACUUGGCCAAAUUAAGAUUAACUUUUGUCCUGAAAGGACAGCACUAUGUUUUGAUGGGAGCAAGGUAAUGCAAUGCAAUGCAAUGCAAUGCUGCCAUAAAUCAUAAUCUCUCUCGCCUUAUCACAUUCUCUCACUCUUUCACUACCAGACACUCUCGUACACACACGUUCACAAGGCCAACUGGCAAUAUUGAUUCAUUCGCAUAAAGAUAAAAUAAGAAGGCGAAACGAUUGUGCAAAAGGACAGAACCAGUUUACAAUUCUUAGACAAUUCCUCUCUCUCUUUCUUAUUAUUUUUUUUUUAUUUUUAUCAAUUCUCCUUUUACUCCUUUUCUUACUUGUGCUGAGAAGAAGAACUACAUAAGAAGCACAAGGGGUAAGAGACACAGGGAAAUAGAGCAAAGCAGCUGCUACCUCUAGCUCCUCUACCACUAUAUGAUCUUUCAUCCUUCAUCUUUCACUUGAUCAUAUUUCAUAUCAGACAUAUUGAAAAUCUAUUAAAACAACACCAACCUUGUUGCCUGAAGAAAGAAGGGUCGAAUGGAUUAUCAAAUAUCUUCUGCUUCACAAUUCAGUAGUGGUAGUGAAUCCGGUUGGACCCAUUAUUUGGACCAAUCUUCUCUUUCUGAAAAUUACUUCCAGAGGAGAAGUGGGGUGGUGGAGGAUGAAGGAAAGGGAGCAAGAAUGGUGGAGUCUGAGGAAGACUUAUCCAUGGUGUCUGAUGCUUCUUCUGGACCUCCACAUUAUGAUAACGAAUACUGUUGUCAGAAUUGGUAUCCUUGCCUUUCUUCUACAACCAAAGAAUCCCAAAAGAAGAAGGUCAAAGAAUAUGGCAGAAGUCAACAGUCUUCACCACUCGAUGACACUGCAAGCUCUCCGUUUUUCAACUAUCCCGUGGAGAGUCACAAGAAGCAAGACAGUUUCCCAGGGAAUGGAGAAGUUGAGAGUGCAUUGGAUUUUUCUCAAUGCGUAUCUGCGACAAGAAUGAAGAAAAAGACAAAAUUCCAGAAGCACUUGAGUUUCUUGGAGAGGUCUAUAGCUGGAAAAGUUGCCUCAGAGGAAGAAGGUGGUUUUGAUGAAGAAAGGAAAUGAGUUAUUUUGCUGUAGCCCUUGUCACUGUUGUUGCUGCAUUGCUGUGGAAAGAGAGACCAGAAGAAUGGAUGUCAAAGGAGAGAAGCUACUCAAUGUCUGGCAAAAGGAACUGCUUUUUCUUUUUCUUUUUUUUUAUUUUUUCAAAAUAUUUUAAAAAAGAAAAGCUCUUAUGUUGUAAUUUUACCUUUUUUUUUUAAUUUUAAUUUUUAAUCUACUCGUAUGCUACUGCCUAUGGUAUUGGGAGCAACCUAAGAGAAUAUAGGAAACUGAAUAAGGUUUGUGUCGUCCAUUUUCUUUUGUUGUCAUUAGUGGCAGGCAUCUCUGGGACCUCCCAGGUCGUGUUCUUUUGAUACUAUUCACAGACUCUUCCUCAUAUGGUAUUCACUAUUCUUCCUUUUUCUUCAGUAAUAAUAAACACAAAAGAAAACUGAAUUAACUAAUUCACCAAUGAACACAGCUAGCUAGCUAGCAAGAGAGGCAGAGAAAAAGGAAAAGUCAUUUCAGCACUGAGCAGCUUGAAGCAUAUAUCAAAUCCAAAGGCCUAGUAAUGAGUAGUGACCCACUUUAUUAAGUUGAGGCAGUGCCAGCCUAGCUCACAACCACUUUGGGUGGGUAAAUGUGGCAAGGUAACUUAGCUUCACACCCAAAAUGGACAAUGUAUCCAAAUCAAACCAAAAGCCAACCUUCAUUUUAGGAGCAACCCCACCACCUUGUCAAAACUAUUCCACUUCAAAUCUCAUCCCUACAAUUAUUGAACUUUUGUUUUUAUAUAUCAAACAAAAUCUUUUAUUCGUAGUUUUUAUAUCCUCAGACUCCUCCAACCAACUGCAUGGAUCUACUACAAAAUAACUCAGAUAUUUGGAAACGGACAAACUCAUUAUUAUUUCACCUGUCAUUCUUACUUUAUUGUGUACUAUUUAAUUAAUGUUUGUAAUUGGAAAUUACAGUGUUACAUCUCCUUCAAUGCCAACCAUGGAACACGCGAGAUUUAGAAUCCAAGACUCGCGUACCUUUCCAACUUAUACACCGAAUUAGAAAACGCUUAUUAUACAAAAUUAAGUUGUUUCCAGAUUCUCCCAAACACAAUUCCUACGCAAUUUAAAUAUAUUCUUUCAUAGAUGUAAACACUAAAAACAUUCUUCUAACUUUUAGAUGGGCGCUUGCUGUAACUAUUGCAUUGAAAGCUUUACAUACAUGCUCUCUCCUUCCAAUCAACGCCUCAACUUGAGUUUUCCGAAUAUAGUUUCAGUUUACUCUAUUUAUUUACUCCAUCCCAUCAAUAAUACACUAGGCAUGUGUAACAGCCUAUGUGCAAUUUCCAAAAUACUUCAGAGAAAAUCAAGGAAAAGAAAAUAACUUUCAAAUUAAAAGGAAAUAAAUACAACUAAAUCGCCCAAAAUCUUGUUAGGAAACGAACUAUUUUUACAUGAAAUUUUAAUUACAUAUUAAUCAUGUAGUAUGACAAGUGUCAAGAUUAUAAUACAUAAAAGCAGCCAAAAUUAAUAUGGGGAUUUGAUUAAGAAUAAAAGUACAGAACUUGUGUAAAUAAAAAAUGUAAAUUGAAGCUAUUACUAAUGGAACAAAAUUGAUUAUGAUAACACAAUACAUGAUUCUAGAUCCUCCCAACCAUGACGAGACAAAAAAGAAAAACAA